Molecule: messenger RNA, 2097 nt
Organism: Labrus mixtus (cuckoo wrasse)
Lineage: Eukaryota; Metazoa; Chordata; Actinopteri; Labriformes; Labridae
Gene: rab5if
Product: RAB5 interacting factor
Exons: 4
Coding region: 192-575 (127 amino acids)
Biological process (GO): mitochondrial respirasome assembly
Source: RefSeq, a predicted model, not a curated record
CUCAGUUAGCCUUUUUUCGGUCAGUGUCUGAAAUCUGUCAGAUCAGCGGAGCCUACAUUCCCUUAAUACCCACUAAUAUUUCACUGUAGUUUCUUGCCCUAGUGAAAGCUAGAGGCUUACAUCUAACUUCAGGUGUCAUCCGGUUUGGAUUCUUACUUUCAUUUGUUUGUGGCCGAAGGAAACAGCCAAGAAUGACGAGCAAUUUAAAGCGGAAAGAAGAAAGUCAUCUGCUGAAUGGGGGUGUAAAACAGUCCACAUGGAGCAAAGCCUUCAACAGUAAUGCUGUUUGGGAAGAGAAGGACGAGUUUUUAGAUGUGAUUUACUGGCUUCGGCAAAUAAUCGCAGUAAUCCUUGGCGUGAUAUGGGGUGUCGCGCCAUUGAAAGGUUUCCUGGGAAUAGCCAUAUUCUGCAUCAUCAAUGCCGGGGUCCUGUACGUAUACUUCAGCAGCUUUCAGCAGAUUGAUGAGGAGGAGUAUGGUGGAACGUGGGAACUCACCAAAGAAGGUUUCAUGACGUCUUUUGCUCUGUUUCUGGUGGUGUGGAUAAUCUUUUACACAGCUCUACAUUUUGACUGAGAGGAAUCCAUGGGACACUAAAUACAAACAUUUCUGUUGAAGUAAAUUGUCAAGACAAGAGGAACUCCAUGACUUGAGGGGUGUAAACACUCCUACAUUCAGUAUGACUUUUCAGUGUGCAGUGUAUCAUGGGAAUCCUAGUUUGAUUCACGAGAUCCUGCAACACGACCGUGACGAACGUGUUGAAAUGCUGUACAUCUCUCAAAUGUGGGGGUUCCUUUCAAGGCACCCUCCAUUACACUUCCCAUAAAUGUUUUAUUUCCUUCAUUACUGGCUUGUCAUCACCUCUGUAAAAAAAAACAAAAAAAAACACUAACAUUUUAAGAAAACUAAUAAAAUCAGAUGAGAUUAGUUGCAUUUGUACAGAUUUUAAUCUGAGGAGGGAUUUGGUAUUUGUUGGAUCCUUCUUUUUAGAGGAAAUUUUAGACUGCAAAAAUAAAAACCAGUAUGUGUUUAUCUCCACAUUUACUGGUCAUGAGCUAACUACUUAAAUUAAUAAAACUAAACUUCCAAUCAGGUCAAUCGGUGUUACAAAGAUCCCUUUUUAGUGCCGGGACAAAAAAAUAACUACUAGAGGAUUUAGUUUGUGCCACCUUUUAAAUAAUUGGUCUUAGAUUUCACUCUAAAAUAACUUAUUUGACUUAAGAAAAUAAUCAGAGUUUAAAAAUAAUAACUGUAAAGCACAUGGUCACAUCUAUUAGGGUAACCAGCUACAUUAUGUGAUGUUAAGAGUUGAGUUAUCCUUGUUCUUACUUUCUUUGCUCAUAGGAUAUGAACACAGCAUUUUGAUAUAAAAUCUGUGAGCAGUUACUUCUUCUAAAACGUAUGAGCCCAACAAAUAUGAAACAUGCUGCAGCUUACCACGGCUUAAAUCUCACUUGAGCCAAUUUUAACACCAUAUAACAAAAGUGAUAGCGGUAAGUUACACAUAUCAGCUGAUAUCCAGUCCCAAUGCAAGUGUCUGUCAGUGGUUUCACAGAACGUUACUUCAGUCAGAAACUCAAGUUAUGUCAAUCCAAAAAGUUUCCUCAGAGCAAAGACGGAGGAAACAUGCAUGCCAUUUUCAGAUGCAAAUGUUCACAGAUUGAAGCUAAACAACAAUCUGUGCACGGCCAUGACUUGCUGUUGGUACAUUUAGAUGUCUUUUACUGAUGCCGUUAGUUAGGAGGGUAGAAUUAAUUUAAAUGUAUUAUUUGUUUCUCACAUGUAGCUUCCAGAUCAAAGUCUUACCUGUUGUUUUUUUAAAAUUAAUUUAAACUCUUCUGUAAAUUUUGUACAAUGUCCUUUCGUCAAAUCCACCUUGUGUUACGCAGAUUUAUUUGUGUGUAUGUUAUAUCUUGCUUGAUGUAACAUAUCUCUCAGUAUUUUAUAGUGAACUUUAAAAAGCCAGUUCUCAAAAAGUUCUUGCAAUGAUACUGUUAUAUUAGAUACACAGCUGGUGUUUGAAAGGAUUGUAUUUUAUGAUCAAAUUUUUUGGGAAUCAUUAAACAUGGGCUUUAUUUGGCCUCCAUUUUCAAAGAGA